This is a messenger RNA of Paramisgurnus dabryanus, 722 nucleotides long. NCBI's taxonomy places the organism in Eukaryota, Metazoa, Chordata, Actinopteri, Cypriniformes, Cobitidae. The record is from RefSeq and is a predicted model, not a curated record.
AAUCUUGAGCGACCUCUAGUGUGUAACAACAUAAAUAAAAGCCAACCUGCACUUUGUUGUGGACUUUUAUUUUGAAACGUAAUUUUAGCUGGCGCGAAACUUGUGUGUCUGUGGAAGAUCAUGACCAACUACAGAAGUCUGUCUGACAAUUGAGACGUUCAUUAAAACACGAGUGAUUUGUGUGAAUUCUGAAUCCUGAUUCGGAUACAAGAUGGUUCAAAUAGUCAUCUCAAAUGGUGCUGGUGAGGUUCCCGCUGAAUGGCUUCUGGUGGAACUGCAGGGUGAAAUGGUGUCAAGGCACAACGCUGGACUAGCGGGACACCUGAUGGGCGACCUUCACUACACUAAAGAGGGUGUUCCAAUCCUAAUAGUUGGACAUCACAUUCUCUACGGCAAGCAAGUUAAACUCGAGAAGCCCUUUGCUGUUCUGAUGAAGCAUUCUGGUGCCUCUCAAGAUGCUGAGGAAAGCAUGGAAACCAACCAAGACAGACCAACUUCUUACACAGUCUCAGCCCUCAUCAAAAAGAAACUUAUCUUUAAAACCCGGCCCAAGCCCAUCAUCACUAAUGUGCCAAAGAAAGUGUAGACAACGGCCAGAAAAUACAGACAAAUCAACCACAGAGACACUUUGCUGUAUUUUUUUGAUAGCUCUUUUGCUGCAUAUUUAUAUGCAGUGAAGUCUGAUUAUAUAAAAAUAUGCUUAUAUUACUAUGGAUGAAUAC